Messenger RNA from Gossypium arboreum, 2631 nucleotides. RefSeq lists its product as uncharacterized. The record is from RefSeq and is a predicted model, not a curated record. Lineage: Eukaryota; Viridiplantae; Streptophyta; Magnoliopsida; Malvales; Malvaceae. The transcript has 3 exons. Bases 389 to 1318 code for a protein of 309 amino acids.
AAGAGAUAAAAAGUAGAAAGUGAAAAACCAAACGAGUAGUUUCGCCAACUCGAAAACGAGGCUUUAACCCAAGGAAUUCCCCAAUACUGGUAAACUUUACACACCAAGGUGCAUUUUAGCAGGAUACCCUCAAAAGGAAAUGAAAUUACAAAAUACCCCCAGAAAUCACAUAACCUGAACGUUAGAACCGGCCCUCUCCUUCCCUCACUCCCCAAUAUAAAAUCUAUAUAUCGCAUGACGAAAACUCUCUCAACGCGUUCCCGUCGAUUAGCAUAGCAAAGAAGAAACCUACCCGCUACGACAAAAAUUAACUCCUUCAAAGCCAGUUGAAAAAGAUUAAGGAAAUCCAUCGGGAAUUCUUGGUAUUAAACAUUGAGCUCGCUCUGUGAUGCGAUCAAUGGUGUUUUCCGGUGAGAGAGGGAUGGCGAUGGGACCCGAGAGAUCAAAACCUCUUCACAAUUUCAACCUUCCUUGUUUGAAGUGGGGCAAUCGGAGAUAUCUCAGGUGUAUGAAACUUGACGAUGCUUCCACCGCCACCGACUCUUCCACCGCCCCCCCUGCUGAUCACAACCAGCAUUGUCGUCGCCGUGUCCUUCAAAGACGCCGAUCUCCCCCCUCUAAGUUUGACAGUUUGAUGGUUGGUGGAAUGCGGCGGCGCGAAUCAGAGUCAUCUCCCAGCAGCAAGAACACCGAUUACGCUAGGGAGCAGCGGUUGAGGAUAUCUAAGGGGGAGGCGGCGGCGGGGAUCGAGGCAGUUAGGGAGAAGAUCAUUAAGGAUCUUAAAACGGCGGCGGAUGAGAUCAAAGAUGCAAUUUUUAGAGACGAAGUGUCCGACGACGAUGAGGUGGAUGACGACGAGGAGGAAUUUGAAGAGCCUAAACAUAAGCACAAAGUUAAAGAUAAAGAGAGGGAGGAAUCGCCUGCGGUAGAGGUGGAGGCGAGGCCGUGGAAUCUGAGGACAAGGCGUGCCGCGUGUAAGGCUCCGGUUGACGGAGAAGUAACUAACAACAAUUACAGUUCUCCGAUGAGGAAUGAGGUGUUUCAGUCAUCCAGAGUAAGAGACAAGGGACCACCGGCGGCAUCGGCGGUGGCCUCCUACAAGAAAAAGCCACGACCGAAAUUUUCGGUGCCGCUAUCGAAGAAAGAGAUCGAGGAGGAUUUCAUGGCGUUGGCCGGGCACCGCCCUCCGAGAAGGCCAAAGAAACGCGCACGCAAUGUUCAGAAGCAAUUGGAUUACUUGUUUCCCGGAUUGUGGCUGACGGAGGUAACGGCGGAUGCCUACAAGGUUCCGGAGUUGGCUGAAAACGGCAAGAGGUAGUAAAGGGGGUGUUUCAACUUGCAACAAGCUCGAUUGGAGGCUUCUGUUUACCGACUGAUGGUAAUUUUGUGACCGUAAUUAGUCGUCUCGUAUACAGUGGUACCAGACCUUUGUGAAUUUAGGAAUUUCACAAAAACAAAGUUGAAUUUGCCUUUUUAUCUUUCUGGUGUCGGUUCAAUUGCUUUAAAGAAAAUGCUAAUUUUUGUUUUAAUAUGCUCUUCAUUCAUUUUAUUUCUUUAUCUCAAGCUGAAUAAUCUUGUACAAAGUAAGGUGACAAGUACAUCUGUGUUUUCUUUUUAAUAGAAGAGAAUGGUUCUUCUGAUUACAAUUGUUGAAUGGUCUUUUUGAUUCUGUUGAGUGCACCAAGUAAAAUCCUGCUACUUACAGUUAUUAAACCAAAACAUUUAACAACUGCAUUUGUGUUGGUACGAAUGAGGAGCAAAUGAUAGUAUAUCUGCAGAUGCUGUAGCUUUAUCUGAAUUGAACUUGCAUGCUUGAUAAUUGCAUCAUAGCUAAUUCUUUUGGUUAUGCUUGUUUGGAUUUCUAAAGCUAAUUGAACUCGAGAGUGUGCAUAACUUGGAUUCUUAUGCACCUAAUUCAAAAACUGCUAUUUAAAACAGGUUUUCAACUUGCAGACUAUUUGGUUAAGCGUUAUUUUGGAUUUGCUAAAGCUAAAUGGAAAACAUUGAACUGUGUUGUUUGGCCAUUCAUUGGGCAUUGGUAGAGCUAUCACUGACUUCCAGCAUUGAGAAAAGCUACUUUUAAUCCUUGGGUUGUUCAUCCUUGGUAAUUGCAUUUGUGUUAGGUAAUGAAAUAACAUACGAGUGCAUUCAUUGGUGUCUCUCACAAUAAUGCCUGUUAAGACACAAGGAGCUUUUUGAAACCCUCGCUCCCACCCACCUAAACAAUGUAUUGUUGUUGGAUUAAAAGCAGUAGUGGAACAGAGAAGAUCACUAGAUAUAAGAUUUUGGCACGGGGUUGCUGAGGCAGAGAUGGAAGGAAGCCCGCAGUCUCUCUGAUUCAACAAAACCAGCCAAAUUUGACCACGGAAACGUGUCUGUAGGAGGCCCCAACUCCCUUCGCAUUUGCAAGUCUUGUAUCUUUAUUUCCGGAUGAGGAGGAUUUUGUAUAGUCGCAGGCCUUGAUCGCUUAUGUCUAUAGAAUGUCCGCAAGGAAUAAGGUCCUCUUGGCUCUUUUUUUGGGUCCUUUAUCAUCUUAAAAAUCACGUCAAAUUGGAUGACUUUUUGUUUUUUUGUUUUUUAUCUUUUAUUUUUUUAUAAUUAAUAAAGAAAACGGGGUUGUUUAGGAUCGAA